This is a messenger RNA of Phragmites australis (common reed), 468 nucleotides long. Its product is annotated as secreted RxLR effector protein 161-like. NCBI's taxonomy places the organism in Eukaryota, Viridiplantae, Streptophyta, Magnoliopsida, Poales, Poaceae. The record is from RefSeq and is a predicted model, not a curated record. The coding region runs from base 1 to 468 and encodes 155 amino acids. The transcript has a single exon.
AUGGAACAAAGGGCGCAGCUGCAUAAGGAUCCAGAUGGACAACUGGUUAAUGCAACUGAGUAUCAUUGCAUCAUUGGUUGCCUGGGGUAUUUACUUCAUACAAGACCUGACCUUUCUUUUGCUGUUGGAGUGGCAAGCAGAUUGAUGGAGAUGCCUACGGUGAUGCAUCACAAGGUAGUGAAGCAGAUUCUUCGGUAUUUGAAGGGCACCGUGCAUUAUGGUAUUGUGUAUACUAGAGAAGGAGAAAUAGAGAUGAUCACCGGCUACACUGAUAGUGAUCUGGCUGGUGACAUGGAUGACAGAAAGAGUGUUGGAGGUAUGGCUUUCUACAUUAAUGAUAGCUUGGCAUCAUGGAACUCGCAGAAGCAGAAAACGGUGGCUUUGUCUUCCUGUAAAGUUGAGUUUAUAGUAGCAACGGCGGUGGCAUGCCAAGCACUGUGGCUUAGAAGUCUGUUAGGGGAGCUGUAG